Molecule: messenger RNA, 2179 nt
Organism: Salmo salar (Atlantic salmon)
Lineage: Eukaryota; Metazoa; Chordata; Actinopteri; Salmoniformes; Salmonidae
Source: RefSeq, a predicted model, not a curated record
UGGAAUAGGUGAAGGGGACUAAUCAGGUUCUAUUCUCUCUGGUAGGAAAACAAAUCACUAACAUGUGUAUUCUGGGAUGGUGAAAAUGGUAAAGUUGCACAUUGGAAUUCCUCUGGAUGUGUCACUAAGAAACAGGAAAAUUAAACCGUAUGCUCUUGUAACCACCUUUCAUUCUUCGCUGUGCUUAUGUCUCCGGGCAGUGUCUCUAAUGACAAUCUGAGCUCCUCCUCUGUGUGGUUGCUGACGUUGUUGUCCAGGGUGGGCUGUGGAAUAUCCCUCUGUUUCCUGUGUCUGACUCUCCUCAUCCACCUCAGAAGGGGUAAAUCUGCUGAUUCCCUGUGCGUCCACAUCCACCUGUGCGUGGCGUUGUUGUGCCUCAACCUGACCUUCCUCAUCAACGGCAGCCUGGCCUCCCUUGGUGUCCACGGCCUGUGUGUUGCUAUGGCAGCAGCCACCCACUACUCCCUGCUGUGCACCCUCACCUGGUUCUCCCUGGAAGGCUUUCACCUCUACCUGCUCAUCAUCCGGGUCUUCAGCAUCCACGUCAACAGAUACCUCCUCAAACUGUGCCUGGUAGGAUGGGGAAUACCUGGCAUAGUAGUUACCAUAAUUGUCGCUUGUGGCAAAUAUGGAGAAUACAACAAAUACCAGCAAGACGGUGGUGCUGUUAAAAUGUGCUGGUUGACUGACUCUGCUCUGACCACGGUGUCCUUUUCGUACUUUGUGCUGAUAUUCGUGGUGAACAUGCUGUGCUUUGGGUCUGUGACAGUGAAGGUGAUGAGGGCCCACCGUCAGAGUCCUGUCCUGAGGGAGAGGAGUAUGAGCAGGGGGACAGUACUCAGUCUGCUGGGUCUGGCCUGGCUCCUGGGGGGUCCUGCUCUUCCAGUUUGGCCCCCUGAAGGAGACAGCCUUCUACAUCUUCUGCACUGUCAACUCUCUCCAUGGCCUCUUCCUGUUUCUACGCUAUUGGUCUUUAACUCGGCCAGAGAAAGAAUCUGUCUCCACGGCAACCACUGUAACUUCUUCAAGGGCGAUGCAUCCAGCUGAGGCCAGUCCCUGACUAACAUGGUUAUAUCUUUUACUACUAAUACCACUGCUUCCAUUAUAUUACCACAGAAGCACAAUAUUUAGUAUGUAGGUUUUUAACAUUCCACUACAGGCAAACAUAAGCAUAAAUUAAAGCGUAAUCACAAAAAUAAAAAUGUGUUUCCAGGUUUGCUCGUAAGCUUACUGUGCUCAUAAAACAUUUUUUUUUUUACUUUUCAAUGUUGUGCUGUUUAUUUCACUUUUUUGCUGUGCAUUUUGUUCUAUUCUGUGACACACCUUCCAUGCAUAUUCACUUUUGAUGCGUGUAGUCCGAGGCAAAUAGGCAACAUAUCUAUUAGGUUCAAAUUAUUUCCAUCCCCAUCUCUGAAAAGAAUAAAAUACGUUUGGCUAUCCAAUCUAUCACUCACCAUGGUGCGUGAGGGUAAGAUGGAGCGAUCAACUGUCAAGUGGUGCCUUUCCAUUUCUUUGAUUGUCAUCAAAAAUCCUCUGAAAGAUAAUGUCCUUUUGUAGUCCAUCUGUUACAUUUUGGAUAACUUUGAUUUCUUUGGUUUUUGCAGAAUAGACCUACAGUAUAUAGCCUCCUAGCCUAGGGGAUACCUGAGAUAACAUUAAGCCUAUAUUAGUCAAGUAGAUGGUACCUUAUCAUAACGUAACUAUAUUUGCAGGGAUGUGAAUUGAAUUGUUACAAAUAUUAUUUUUUGGGAUUGUGUAAUUUGUGUAAAUAAUGUAUUUGUGUGUCAUUGCCAGGUGUGUCAUUGCGUAUGCAAGAACAGUGAAGACAAGCAACUCAAAAAGCUGCCCUAUUAAUCUUGUUUAUGGAUAAUACAAAAUAUCCGACCUAGAUAAGCAUUGUUGUUUUCAGUUUUCAGAGUUUUCAGAGUACAAGUGAGUACAAUUUUACUGUAGGCUGUAAACUGCACAGACCAUGUUAUUUGAAUAAUGACGCAAAAGCCCUGGUAUUUGAACGUUUCAUUCCAUUUGGAUCAGUUGUGGGGACUACUCUGGACAGAUUAUAGAAAGGCACAGUAGCAGGCCAGUCUGUAUUUUUUACUUCUGAUACUGAUUAGCUGUCUUUUGCUGAUCAUCAUUCUCCCAAGUCGGCAUUCAGAAAGUAUUUAUACCCCUUGACUUA